Maniola jurtina (meadow brown) is the source of this 1664-nucleotide messenger RNA. Its product is annotated as outer dense fiber protein 2-like. The record is from RefSeq and is a predicted model, not a curated record. The transcript has 10 exons. Lineage: Eukaryota; Metazoa; Arthropoda; Insecta; Lepidoptera; Nymphalidae. Gene Ontology annotation, biological process: regulation of cilium assembly. The coding region runs from base 187 to 1584 and encodes 465 amino acids. Gene Ontology annotation, cellular component: centrosome.
GCCAACUAAGAAACCGUUGCAAUAAAUUUGUUCACUUUGGUUUCAUAUAUUUUUAAUUUGUGGGCUUCGAUAAUAAUUUGUAGAUGUAUUAUUUGCUAAAUAGCUAUUUUGAGGCGGAAAUUAAUUGCCAGUUUUUCUUUUUUUUCUAAGUACUGAUAUUAACUGUAGAAGUAUUGACCAAGUCGCAUGCCUAAAUCAGAGUUUUGGCCGUUUUCGAGUAAGGCUGUCGAGGAGCAGAAUGUUGGUGGGGAGUCGUCUGUGUUGCAAAAGCAAGUGCUGCUCAUGGAGAGCGAGAUGGAGGAAAUGCGGCUGGAGUUGGCGGCGAUCAAGCGGGAGCGACUGUGUUCAAGCAGCCGACCGCCGACGGAGCCGGACCAAAUGUUCUUAGGAAAAGAUACUUCAGGCAUCUAUAAGAACGUUAUCAAAUCUCAAAAUGAAGAAGAUUUUAGUGUGAAAGUUCUUCCUCUGAAAACAGUCUCCCAACUUCGCGAAGAACUGAUACGAGCCAAGAACACAGCAGACGAGGAGCGAUUCCAGAGAGAGAAGUCGGAACGAAAACUGAGAGACCUGGAAACGAAGCUCAACGGCAUCUGCAGUAGAGGCGCUGAUGAAGUUAAGGAGACGCGAAAAACAAGCGAUGAGGUUGCGAAUUUGAAAAAGCAGCUUAGAAGUUUGAGAGAGGAGAUGGAAGAACUGAAAACAACGGCCAGUGAGAAAAGCGAUGAGGUGCAAGAGUAUCGUGUGAAGUAUCUCCAAGCUCAACAGCAAGUCGAAGAGUUGAGAAGACAGAUUGACGUAAUGGAACUAGACAAUAAACAAGUGUCGGAUCAAAUUCAAAUAGAAAUACAAAGAAUGAAGAUGCAAUUUCAAGAAAAAUUACAAGAAUUAGCUCCUUUACCAGAUUUGCUGAAAGGUGCCCAGAUUCAACUUCAAGAAGCGAGGCAAUUGCAGAAGUUGGCGGAAGAUAGCUCAGAACACCUGUCUGACGAACUGAAUCGCGUCAAGGAAAAGCUCAUUGCAGCUGUUACAAAUUUAAAUGCUGAAAAAGCCGACAGAAAGACAGUGGUUGAAGAAAAUAAUGCCUUAAAAGAUGAAGUUGACAUGGGCAAAAAGGAAAUUGAAGAGCUAUGUCGUAAUAUAGAUGAUUACAAAUGCCAAGUGUUGAGGUUAGAAGAGAAACUGUCGCAACUAGAUCUGAGAUAUCAAGAGAAAGCCGAAGAGUGCGCACGACUAGUAAAAGAUGUCGAAGAGUUAAGAGAAGAAGGCAGUAGAUCGUUGAGCAGGAGUAAGGAACGCGCAGAGUCCAUGCGCAGAUACAUGAAUACCCAGGUGUCAGAGCUAGAGAGGCAGUUGAUACAAACCAGAGCGCAAUGCAGAACGUUCCAGAAGGAAAGAGAUGAUGUGCGUCAAAGGAUGCAACUUCAAGUGAACAGCCUCCAAGAAAAUUUCGAUAUUGCGGAGUUAAGGCUUCGGGCCCUCCAGAAUCAGGUGACAUCCCUGAAAAAUAGUUACGCAAUAAUACUGUCCGAUGAAGAUGAAGAUCUACAGAAAUCACCACGCCUGAACGAAUAUUUGCAAAUGUGAUAAUACUAUGAUAGUAAUUAGGGUUGUCAAUACUUUUUCAAACCUUUCUUCCUUUAGCCGAAUAAACGCAAUUAAUAUCA